UCUACCGCGCAGGCGCGGGGGGGCGGGGCCCUCCUCCCCCAGCCCACGACGGCGGCCGAGAGGGGACAGCCCGAGCAGGACCUGCGAUGGCGACCAGCUGGGCCGCCACCUUGGCCGAAGGGCCCCAACUGGAGGAGCUGGCGGCCCAGGCCGCCGACCGUGCCCUGGUCGAGGGCGUGCUGAUGCGGACCGAGGACUCGCCCGGCUCGUCCCACGUGGUGAGUUACGCCCCGUUCACGUUGUUCCCGUCGGCGGUGCCGAGGGCCCUGCUGGAACAGGCCUACGCGGCGCAGGCCGACUUCAACCGGCUCCUGGACGCCGUCAGCCGCAGCCCGGCCUUCCUGGAGCGGACGCUGGCCAGCACCAUCAAAAUGGAUGACUUCGUUGCUCAGCUCUUCAGCAUCUACAAGCAGGUUCUGAAGGAGGGUCUCGCCCAGACGGUGUUCCUGGGACUGAACCGCUCCGAUUACAUGUUCCACCGCGGCGCCGACGGCCCCCCGGCCUUGAAGCAGGUGGAGAUCAACACUAUCGCCGCCAGCUUCGGGGGUCUCUCCUCCAAGACCCCCGCCGUCCAUCGGCACGUGCUCGCCGUGUCGGGCAAGCCGGAGGAGGCGGCCGAAGUCCUUCCCAACAACCCAAGCAAAGGGCUCGCGCGGGGCAUCGCCAAGGCGUGGGAGCUGUACGGCUGCUCCGGGGCUGUCGUGCUGCUCGUCGCUCAGGAGAAGGAAAGGAAUAUAUUUGACCACCGCUAUGUGGAGUAUGAGCUGGCUGCCCGGAAUAUCCGGGUGAUCCGGUGCACGUUUGAAGAUGUCUCUGAAAGAGCGGCUUUGGAUAAGGACCGAAAGCUGUUCCUGGACGGCCGGGAGAUCGCCGUGGUCUACUUCCGGGACGGCUACAUGCCCGCUCAGUACAGCCCUCAGAACUGGGAGGCCCGGCUGCUGCUGGAGAGGUCGCGUGCCGUGAAGUGUCCGGACAUCGCCACCCACCUCGCCGGGACCAAGAAGGUUCAGCAGGAGCUGAGCCGCCCCGGGGUCCUGGAGACGCUGCUGCCCGGCCAGACGGAGUCCAUCGCGCGGCUCCGGGCCACCUUCGUGGGCCUCUAUUCCCUGGACCUGGGGAGUUGGCGAAAGACCAAGAAGGACCGACCGGAGAUCCAGGAGGAGAAGCGGGAGAGGACGGUCAGUGAAGCCGAGGGGGAAGAAGGAGACCGGGCGGUAGCUCGGGCCCUCGCAGCCCCGGCCCGGUUCGUCCUCAAGCCCCAGAGGGAGGGCGGAGGCAACAACCUGUACGGGGAAGAGAUGAAGCGAGAGCUGGAGAGGCUGAAGGGCAGCGCGGAGCGGGCCUCCUACAUCCUCAUGGACAAGAUCGAGCCCGAGCCCUUCCGGGCCUGCCUGCUGCGGCCCGGGGCCCCCGUCCGCUUGGCCGACUGCGUCUCGGAGCUCGGCAUCUUCGGGGUCUACGUCAGGCGCGGUGACGAGCUGCUGGUCAACGAGCACGCGGGGCACCUCCUCCGCACCAAGGCCGUGGAGCACGCGGACGGCGGGGUGGCCGCCGGGGUGGCCGUCCUGGACAACCCGUACCCGGUGUGAGAGCCGGGGGCGCCGGCUCGCCGCUUGGGGCCUGGGCCCCCCCGCCGCCGCCGCCGCCGCCUCCCGGGAUCCGUGGGGCACCGACCCGUUGGUCCCGUCCGCUCCCAAUCCCUCUGCAGCUGACCGGCAGGAGGGGGCCGGGGGGCGGGGGAGUGCGGCCGCGGGGAAGGAGGAGCGAGCCCGGGGGCCAAAGGCGGGCGGGAAGCGGGCUGCCCUCCGGGGCUCCGGGGCAGGUGGUGGGAAUAUGGUGGCGGGGGCUGUGCAAGUGACUGUCCCAACUCUCACCUCCCUCGGCCCCUAAUUAAAGCCGUUGGUUAAAGAUG
This is a messenger RNA of Ornithorhynchus anatinus (platypus), 1912 nucleotides long. It is a transcript of the gene GSS, whose product is annotated as glutathione synthetase. Gene Ontology annotation, cellular component: cytosol. Gene Ontology annotation, biological process: glutathione biosynthetic process. Gene Ontology annotation, molecular function: ATP binding; glutathione binding; glutathione synthase activity. NCBI's taxonomy places the organism in Eukaryota, Metazoa, Chordata, Mammalia, Monotremata, Ornithorhynchidae. The transcript has 14 exons. The record is from RefSeq and is a predicted model, not a curated record. Bases 87 to 1589 code for a protein of 500 amino acids.